AUGCCCAGUAUUCCAUUGGUAGCGGAACUUGGGGCGAAAGCGGCAUUGUUUCAAAGGUUACUUGACUCCACUGAGGCGCCAGAAACAGUGAAGAAAAAGCUUCGUGCGGAAAUGGAUUCGGAAGAACUUUUCACUUCUCAAGACUCCCGAAUUUUUGUGCGGUGCCGUCCAAUUAUUCCCUUUGAUCAGGAAGACAUGAACAAUAAGGGCAUGAUUCGUAAAGUAGAAGGGUGUCGUGAUCUUAUUUUAAUGGUGCCAAAAAUCUCCUUGGCAGGACAGUGCUUGCUUGAUCCUCUUAUCUUGAACCUUGAUGGCGUAUUUGGGGGAAUGGACGACACCUCAACGGUAUAUAGAAAAUCAUGUUACCCACUAGUCAAUUUGGCGGUGGAAGGCGCAUCAACAUGUGUUCUUUGCUAUGGACAAACAGGAAGUGGUAAAACGUAUACAACGACAGGCAUCCUUCAACUGGUAUCAAAGGAUCUGGCUCCUCAUUUUAAGGCACAUGACAUUUUUGUCACCGUGAUUGAAAUACAAGCUAAUAAGAGUAUUGAUCUUCUUACUGGAACAGAGGUACAAGUUGUAGAAGAUGUAUCUGGAGAACUAAAAAUUAGGGGUUCUGAAGCCUUUGAGUGCUCAAAUGACGAAAUGUUGUGGGCCGUUUUUGAGGAAGCGGCUUCUCAACGAAUGACCAAAGCAACCGGUAGAAAUGAAUCCUCUUCCCGUUCACAUAUGGUAACAUGUAUACGAAUUGUAUCAAAAACUAGUACAUGGGCAAAGCCUGGAGAACUAUUUCUAGUAGACCUUGCCGGAAGCGAAAAUACGGCGGAUAGUGCUACACAUGACAAAGAACGUCAAAUGGAAGCAAAGUUUAUCAAUACGUCACUUAUGACUCUUAAAGAAUGCAUUAGAACUCGGGCCAUGACAGCGACAAGUGCAACUCAUCUACAUAUUCCCUUCCGAAGAUCACCCUUAACUCUGCUACUAAGAGAUUGUUUUGAGAUUGCAGUGAAACGCCCAACAAAAACGGUGAUGAUAGCAUGUGUUUCACCCUUGUUAAGGGACUCUAGGCACACAAUCAACACGUUGAGGUAUGCGUCACUUCUUGCUGCUUCUCCACCUGCACGUGUCAUUGCAGAAGAUCCGGAUGACCCAAAUGGUUUUGACAGACAACAAGCCUUGGAGUUUAUUUCUCGUUGUUCGCGAGGGAGAAUAACUGAACCAACGUCUAUUCUUCCUGAAGGAAACGGAAGAACAUUGGUUCACAUUCCCGAGGCGGAGUUUAUCAGACGUAUAUUGGAAUCUCAUUCCAAUAUAACAGAAAAAGGUGCGAAACAGAUUUAUACCUCAAUCUGGCAGAAAGUUGUCGACGCGAGAACAAAGGGUCGAAAGGUUAUGACAGCAGCGAAAAAGGGACCUGUUGCUCCAAGAUAUGCCUCUACAAGGAAAUAA
Messenger RNA from Trypanosoma rangeli, 1449 nucleotides. RefSeq names its product putative MCAK-like kinesin. Gene Ontology annotation, biological process: microtubule-based movement. Gene Ontology annotation, cellular component: spindle; centrosome; kinesin complex. Lineage: Eukaryota; Euglenozoa; Kinetoplastea; Trypanosomatida; Trypanosomatidae. Bases 1 to 1449 code for a protein of 482 amino acids. The record is from RefSeq and is a predicted model, not a curated record. Gene Ontology annotation, molecular function: microtubule motor activity; microtubule binding; ATP binding. The transcript has a single exon.